AUUCCCGUCACCGGUCGUAGCAAAAAUAAAAAAUGGUUGAAGCAAAAUAUAUCUGCACGUGGAUGAUGAACCAGAAAGGGAUGGAUGGGCGUGGCCAUGGCGACAGGGCUGCGGUGAGGGGCGGCAGCGGAGCUACAACCUGAGGUACACCCGUCGCUGCUGAGAGCUGCAACUGCAGGUGCGGCUGUUUCAUGGGUCGAGGCGGCGACGAGGACGGCCAGCAAAAGUGGGGACCGGCGACGAGGACGGCCGGGAAGGAUGGGACCGGCGACGAGGACGGCCGGAGAGGGUGGGGUCCGGCAGCGAGGACGGCCACUGGAGGGGAGGCGAGGCGCACAUCAAGCGGGAGACGCGAUUCUAGCGAGAGGAAGAAGAAGUUACGGGGCAAAGCGUUUUUUUCCGUCAGAUCUAAUCACCCAGGCGGCUCAAAUCCAACGGCUCCGAUGCGACCGGCCGAACGGUUGGGCCGGCGCACCGGCGCAGAUUAGUGCCCAUAUUAAUAUUGAACUCUUAAAGUUAAUGUGGCCCCGUUGCAACGCACGGGCGUUCUUCUAGUAGCCAUAGGAAUAUUCUUAUUUAUGUCAAAUAGCACAUUUUUCCUUGAUAGCUAAAUAGCCAGAGAAGCCUUUUUGGUUUCCAAAAACCACAUUAUUCCUUGAUGGCCAAAGAGCCUAGCAUAAGGCCACCGUCGUCAGCAAGAUAUGAGAAGAUUUUCUUUAAUGAUACCCUACAACUAUUUGACAAAAAUAUUAUGCGCACCCUCAGGAUGCAUAUAAAUUUGAGGCCACCUACCCUACGUUAUAAUACUGCUAGGCUUCUCGUGCCACAUCAACGAAAAAAAAAAGAUUGACUCUUACGGAAAUGUGUAUUAAUAAACCCAGAAAACUGCUCAAAACCGUAUAGCUCCAGUUUAUUUCCAUUUUUUCAGGUCAUGGAUCAUAAAGAGUAAUGUCAUCAACAUAUUGUAGAAUGGACGUGCAACCAUCAACUAGGUGAGGUAUCACGAUCACCCCGCUCAUUUGACAACCCACUUGAACAUGUUCGACGAGCAUAGCUAAGCUAGCAUGUUAGGCACACACUGUUUCACAAUAUAAGGGAAAUUGGGUCCCAUUGACGCAGGCCCUCCUUUGUCUACAAGUAGUUACCAACAUUGCCUUCGACAAUCAUGUUAGCAACGUCAGCGUUCUUUUAAUCGUAAUGCUACAUCAUUUCGUUUUUAAUUUUUUGCAGGUUUAUUUUUAUGUUAAUUUUGCAGAGAUGUGAUUAAGUUUUCACUGCCAGCACAAGAAUACCCUGAACUUAAUGGUGCCCUCUCCAGCAACCUCCGAACGCAUACAAGAGAUCCAGGAAAUGGCGACGUCCGUGUAGGUCCGGGCUAUUUGAUGAAAAUGUUGGAGCAGUUGUGCGGCGCGGCUCCUGCAGAACACGGUGACCCGAAGCACCAGCAACCCAUCAUGUACAUUGUCCCCGAGGAACUUAAAAACUUGGAUCAUAACCCCAGCGGAGAAUAUGAGCCGGUUGCUGUUCGUCUGGGCGGGCCCAAGAUUUAUCAUCGGUGGGCAAUUCAGGACAGGGAAAGCUUGCUGAAGAUGGAAGGAUACAAAUGGAGCUGUGUGCGGCAGCUCAUCAACCGGCACAAGAGCCUCUUGGAACCUGCCAGAACUCUGGUGCUACUGGACGGGUGUUUAACGAGCAUGAAACGACUCGUGCCUUGAAUUCGGGCUUCCUACUCUCAACCCACCCUCCAAGAAAAUAAGGUGGCAGAGAUGAUGCUGCUGGACGGCUCCUUCAUCCUACAUCGCUUGCUCAAAUACGCGCGCCUCGCGAAAAUGGAAGAGGCUGGUUUAGGGUUUGACGAGGAGGAAGACGAUGAGGACUGGACUCAGGUCUACGGCAGGUGCUUUGUGUGGCAGUUCGUGACGCGCGACUUGCUGCUGCUGGAGAACCAGAUACCGUUCUUCGUGGUCCGGGAGCUCUUUCAGCAGCUGAGGAACGAGGACGAGCCCGAAGAGCUCCUCGUGACCGGCAGCCUCAGGCUUUUCCGGCCUCUUCGUCCCCAAAGGCUGCACCGCUCACCCAUUGCUUGCGAUGACGUGCACCACCUGCUGCACCUCUUCUACCUCUCCGUCACCUUACCGCCGACGAAUGAGCGCCAGCAGCAUUCCCGCCGUCGCCGCCGAAACGACGAGCUGCUGCCGGAGCUCCCGCAGUGGAUCCCGUGCGCCAAGGAGCUGGAGGAGGCGGGGGUCCGGUUCCGGAAGAGGAAGGACGCCAUGAGCUUCAUGGACGUGAGGUUCGCGCGGGGCGUCCUAGAGAUCCCGCAGCUGGAGCUCAACGACUCGAGCGAGUCGUUGUUCCGGAACCUGAUCGCGUUCGAGCAGACCUAUCCGGACACCCCGCGGGACGUCUCCACCUAUGCCGUCUUCAUGGACUGCCUCAUCACCUCGGCGGAGGACAUGAGGAUCCUGGACCUGCACGGCGUCCUCGUCAGCCAUCUCAACAGCAGAAGGGUCGCCUGGCGAUUCUUCAGCGAUGUCGUCGGGCAGGUGCACUGGUCCGCCGACAACUACCUGCUCGGCCUGAUGGAUGCUGUGAAUAGGUACAGGAACCUCAGGCGGCACAAGUGGCGUGCGGCGCUUGCACGCAACUACUUCAGCAAUCCCUGGGUGACCAUGUCGGUGCUUGCGGCCCUGCUCCUGUUAGCCUUUUCCGUGCUGCAGACAUUCUUCGCUGUCUACGCCUACUUCAAGCCUCCCAAGUAAGCGUGUGUCCACUCACCCUGUUGGAUGCAUGGCGCUCUUCAGCUUGAGUCUAGAUGUGUGGUUGCCCAGUUGGUGGUGAGGUCGUGGGAACCCGCGGAGGUGGUGCUCUGCUCCCUAAUGCCCGGGCUGCCAAUCGACAUUGUCCAGUCAGCAGCACUCUGCCUUCCAACGAUACGGUGCCCUUCGAGCCAGGGCGAAAGGAUAGUGGUCCUCUUCAGAGGUAGAAGCGAUUGGCUUGUCGGUCUUGGUAUAUUCUCCAGGAGUAGGCAAGGAGGUGUUGGCUGCCGAUGUUGGUGUCUUGCUGCCCCUCACUCAGCUGCUGGUGUGGCUACUGCUCUUGGUGUAUUGGCCUUGGUGAUUUUGGCUAGGCUCCUAUUACUAUCUUGUGUUUGCCUGGUUCACUACUAGGUUAUAAGCUGCUACAGCUCUCUGUAUCUCUGUAUUUUUGUUGUUUCUUGUUUCUUUACUUUGUAUCUGCUGUGUUGUAAUCAUGGUCGGUUGAUGUUUGUUAAUUCAAACCCGGGUUAGGUUUGAGCUUUUUUAGAGGCUCGGCCGACCGACUAAGUUUUAUUACCAGAACCGAUAUGUACCAGUGAAGA
Triticum aestivum (bread wheat) is the source of this 3361-nucleotide messenger RNA. Its product is annotated as UPF0481 protein At3g47200. The record is from RefSeq and is a predicted model, not a curated record. The transcript is spliced from 2 exons. Lineage: Eukaryota; Viridiplantae; Streptophyta; Magnoliopsida; Poales; Poaceae. The coding region runs from base 1767 to 2762 and encodes 331 amino acids.